ACACACUCUCUUUCACACACACACACACACACACACACACCAGCAUGCUCGCUCGCACUCACUCUGCCUGCCUGACACAGACUCUCUACUUACAGCGUUGAAGGGAGGACUGAGGCUCACACUAUCAGCACGGCUUCUCAAUGGGGGGAUGCAGCCAAGAGCAGACAGAGCGGUCAUUCCACUGGAGCCUUCCGCUGCACGCGGGAGAGGGAGACGACGAGUGAGGAGGGUGAACUAGCCCCCCUCCCACCCACUCCCAGCCCACCUCUUUUCAUCCCCAGCACAGGAGUUUUACUGACGGCUGUAGAGACACUGAAAAUAAGAAGAUCUGCACAAAUGUGGCUGAAACAGCCGUGACAUGACCAUCCCUGUCCAGUUUGUGACAAAGCCUCACACCCUGAGUGUUCUGCUUUCAUGGUGACUGUUUGUCUUGGGAAGGAUUUUUUUUUUAAAGAACCUGAGCAGAAGAGGUCCUGAGGAGGGUAACACGAGGAAAAGCCUCCUUUUCUUCUUUUUUUCUGUGCUUACCUGGUGGUGGAAUUUCAAGCAGCAAUCCCCUUGGCUUCACAGAAUGGAUGGAUUUAAGAGAGAGGAGUGAGUCUGCUGAGGAGACGGGCAGAUUGUGACUGAGCUUCUUUUCCUCCUGAACACACAGCUCAGACUCAGCCUUACCAUGUCCUGGUUGUUGGUUGUGUGGAUUAGCCUCGGCUUCCUGCUGCUGUGCCAGGCCUCGCUCUAUCAGACCAUCCAGCAGCACCACGUGGCCCGACCAGGGCGCACCGACAUCCUCACCCUGGAGGGUGGAACGUGUGAGGUGAUUGCUGCCCACCGAUGCUGUAACAAAAACCGCAUUGAGGAGCGCUCUCAGACAGUCAAGUGCUCCUGUUUACCUGGGAAAGUGGCCGGGACGACACGGAACAAACCCUCCUGUGUGGAUGCAUCCAUUGUAAUUGGGAAGUGGUGGUGUGAGAUGGAGCCAUGUCUGGAGGGAGAAGAGUGUAAGACUCUGCCUGACAACUCUGGAUGGAUGUGCUCCUCCGGGAACAAGAUCAAGACCACAAGGAACACCCAGCCUUACUCCCCUUUUUAGCUUCCGGAAGCAAAAUGCAGAGGAUGCGUCCACAGAAAUUGAGCUGCAUUCUUGCUUCUGUAAAGAUUAAUCCCAGGACCUAACAGAGAGCUCCCAGUGCAGGACUGUGUUCCAGCUCUUCCUUUACGUGCACUUUUUUUUUUUCCUUUUCCCAUCGAAUGGUCUAAAACUAUUACAUCCACAGCUGCGAACUGGCUUACACGGGACCACAGAAAGGAUAUCUGCCCAGAUAGAACAGAUUUACACUGCGCGGCACCAUGGAUUUGAAACCGGACUAAUCCACUGUAUGAUCAACGAGCCUCCAUGUUGGUGACUGUCUGCUGUCAGCUGUGGCCAGUUUCCAAUCUGCUCUCUUUCUGUUUCUUCAAUCUUGUUGUUUGCUGAAAACCUGGGACAGCUUAUCGGGGGUUAUUUACAGCCGGUUAAACCCUUAAAGACAAUCUGUUGACCUGCCUAUAGGUGGACCUGUUAGGAGGCGUGCAUGGAGCUCCACAAAACUACGGGCACAGUGGAGUAAAAGUGAUCCCCAUUCUGUUAUUUCUGUGUGGAAAAUAUCUGUAGAUGACUUGCUGCUGGAGAAGGAUAACAUUGCUGUGAAACUACGGAGGACAUUUUGACUAAAAAUAAUAAAAGAAGAAAACUCGUCAGAUUAUAAGAAACUGCAGCCUACAACGAGACAAUACAGACGCCGUCUGGUCUGCCUUCAUGACCUGAGCUUCAUCCUUCACAAGGAAUAUUUUGACGUUUAUUGCUGGGCAUGCCCAUUGUAGAUUCAUGAGCACUUUUCGUUUUUUUUUAUGUUGGAUCAUUUGUGUAUAUAAAACACAUAUAUAAAUACAUUACAUGUACUGUAAGAUGACAGAUGCAGGAGGCUGAAAAAUAUAUUUACAAUUCUAAGAGAAGCUCCCUUGGUGGAAUAUUGAUCAGCUCCGGAACAUAAUCCAGGAGCUGAUGUAUACGCUUGCACUGGUGGGAGGGAAAGGCUGUAAGUGAAUCAUAAAAAAACCCAACAAGUUCUGCUUGUCAUUUAACAAUGUUUUCUGUCGAGACAGACGAUGCUUCUGUAAAAAAAAAGGGGGAAAACAAUGUAUAGAACUGCUUCACUUUUCUAAGCAGCAGUGACAACAAUUCUUGAUCCUUCUAACCGAGCACAGCAGGAGCUGCAGAACAACGACGAGCAUGAUCAGAAGAAGUGUUCAUGGGCAAGAGUCCUUGUCGUGUAGAUCGCUACUCUCACACACAGGAGAGAKAUGUUACUUCAAAUGAUGCUGAGAAAGUAUUAAGAGGAAAAAGCUACCCCCCCCCCCCCAGUAGAUAUAAGUACCUUACAAGACAGCCUUAUGAGAAAUAAAAAUGGUUUUCUAUAUGAA
This is a messenger RNA of Austrofundulus limnaeus, 2460 nucleotides long. It is a transcript of the gene tafa1b, whose product is annotated as TAFA chemokine like family member 1b. Gene Ontology annotation, biological process: regulation of neuroblast proliferation; neuroblast differentiation. The coding region runs from base 674 to 1090 and encodes 138 amino acids. The record is from RefSeq and is a predicted model, not a curated record. Lineage: Eukaryota; Metazoa; Chordata; Actinopteri; Cyprinodontiformes; Rivulidae. The transcript has 6 exons. Gene Ontology annotation, molecular function: receptor ligand activity.